Paramecium octaurelia is the source of this 545-nucleotide messenger RNA. The record is from the annotation of a GenBank genome assembly. NCBI's taxonomy places the organism in Eukaryota, Ciliophora, Oligohymenophorea, Peniculida, Parameciidae.
AUGGGUUGCACUACUGCAAAAAUUCACGAGCCACUAAGUGAAAGACUUAGGGAGAAAGCGAGUGAGAUUUUUAAAAAGCUUGAUAUCAAAGGGACCGGAACUAUCGAUAAGGAAGGAACCGAAUAGUUUUGGUAACCAUUUAAAUAACUUAUUAAGGAAGUCCAACUUUGCAAAGUUAAACACCGAAGCACUAUUUGAAGCAGUUGAUUUUGACAAGAGUGGAGACAUUACAGAGGAAGAGUGGAUGGCAUUUUGGGAGAUUGUAAAAGAAAAUGGGUACUCAGAGGAAGAAAUAAAUAUGGAAGUAAAAAUUAAAUAAUUAAAGGAAGUUAGAUGAAUUGAUGGAUGGCAAAGCUUGGGUAUAAUUCAAAAGAGUGGACAGAUUCUUAAAGAUAGACGAAAAGAGAAGAGGUUCAAGGGUCAAGUCGAUUGUGUAGGAAGAAAAGAGGAGGCUUUCUAUCAUAUAACCAGCACGAUUAUAAAAGAGCAAGACUAUGUAAAGUGAGGGACAUGACAUGCAGUAAGAAAUUUAACAAUAAUCUUGA